Molecule: messenger RNA, 490 nt
Organism: Patiria miniata (bat star)
Lineage: Eukaryota; Metazoa; Echinodermata; Asteroidea; Valvatida; Asterinidae
Product: protein unc-93 homolog A-like
Exons: 2
Coding region: 8-490 (160 amino acids)
Source: RefSeq, a predicted model, not a curated record
UCGGCUGAUGAAGUGCGUCAGCAGGUUUGCACUCUUCAUCGUUGGGGGCGCUACUUACCUGCUGGUACUAGUUUUCAUGUUGGUCUGGGACCCUGACCAGGGCAGAUUGUGGCAUCUCGUUCUGAUGGCUGUGGCGGUUGGCUUUGCGAGAGCAAGCAUUGCUACGAUAAGCUCAACUCUUUUGGGAAUGCUGUUUGUAUGUCAACAAGAGGCAGCGUUCGGCAAUCUGUGCUUCUGGCAGUCCCUGGGCUCCGCCGCCAUAUUGGCCCUUGGUAUCCCACAAUCCAUGUGUGCCUACCACGUGAUCUCAAUCGUCAUAUGCAUCCUCGUGUUCGCCCUGGGCAUGUACUGUUUGCUGGAGCUGCGAUUGAAGCGAGAGCGGACACCAGGCGAGAAGAAGCCUGAGAAGGAGGCUGAGGGGAAAGAAAUGACGACAGAAAUGUUGGCUAUUGCAGAGCCGACCAACAACGAAAUAUCAAUCGACUGCUGA